Molecule: messenger RNA, 837 nt
Organism: Caenorhabditis elegans
Lineage: Eukaryota; Metazoa; Nematoda; Chromadorea; Rhabditida; Rhabditidae
Gene: srbc-45
Product: Serpentine Receptor, class BC (Class B-like)
Exons: 4
Coding region: 1-837 (278 amino acids)
Source: RefSeq, marked reviewed
AUGGAGAACUUAUCAACGGCUUACUAUGUUUUUCAUUCGGUUGGCAUUUUAAUGAUAUUUUCCAAUUUGGUGUUAAAUUUGCAUAUUCUACGAAAAUUUGUUAACGAUUGGAAAACAUGGAAAAAGAUUGAUUACCAAUUAUUUUUGGUUCGUAUCAUUUUAGAAGUCAUAAAUAUGUUUGCAGCUGUCAACUACUUUGUUUUGUCUACUGUAGAUAUCUUUUCUGAUAUAAUUCCUUAUGAAUUUAUCAUUACACCGGGUAUAAUAGCUUACAAUUUUUUUGAGGCUCGAUCAUUUCUUGCCGCCAUCAUUUCUGUAGAACGAACUCUCGCAACAACAACUCCAAUAUAUUUUUAUAAUUAUCGAAAAACCAUCUCUAAUUUUCCAAUUUAUAUAUUUUUAAUUACAACUUCAAUUGUAUGCAACACAGUUCUUUUUAAAGUCUGUAAUUUUCAAUUCGAAAGAGUGGAUGGAUGUGCAAGUUUCUACUGUUCAUUAACUACUUGUUUUCAAUCAUAUGCUGUUAUAACCCGGAUAAUCUAUACAUCUACCAAUAUUGUUUUCUCUACUAUUUUAAGCAUACAAUUGAUAUUUCUUUCAUGUAAAAGCACAAAAAUAUCCAGCGAUCUUCAAAAAGCUAACCUUUUAUCAUUGACUGAUGCUAUAUCAACAUUCAUUUUUGAUCUUCUGCCAUCUUUAAUAAUCAAUGUUCGACACAUUGAAAUCAAGAGUCUUGGACCAAUAAUCGGGACACUUCGUUCAACAGGACGUUUAGUUGAAUCAAUGGUUGUGGUUAAACUGAUGAGGAAAGAUACAUCGGUUAAUCAAAUGAGAUAA